AUGCCAGCCGAGGUUCCAUACGCAGUACUCGUAGAGCCUACGACAUAUAUAAGUAUUGUUCGACCCGAAACUCCCAUUCAAAAGAAUCUCAUUGAGUUCAAUAACAUCUACGCUGCAAGUUUCGAACAAGGUGAUCUUGCACUUCCACCCGCCAAGAAAUAUGCCGUUGUAACCUGCAUGGACGCCCGCAUCGAUCCCUCCGCGGCUUUUGGUAUCGCUCUCGGCGACGCCCAUAUAAUCCGCAAUGCAGGAGGCUCUGCACGCGAUGCAUUACGUUCGCUCAUCAUUUCUCAGCAAUUGCUGGGUACGAAUGAGAUUUUACUGAUCAAACAUACGGGAUGUGGGAUGCUCACCUUUAAAAAUGAAGAUGCGGUCAAGAUUGUAGAGGAAAAGUUGGGGGAAGGAGCAAGAAAGGAAUUGGAAACAUUUGGGGGUGAUUUUCAACCGUUUGAAAAUUUGGAAAAGGAGGUCACGAGGGAUGUGGAAUGGCUGAGGGGGGUGGAAGCUAUACCUGGGGAGGUUGGAAUUAGUGGAUGGGUUUAUGAGGUGGAGAGUGGGAGGGUGAGAAAGGUCAUUUGA
Sclerotinia borealis F-4128 is the source of this 579-nucleotide messenger RNA. The record is from the annotation of a GenBank genome assembly. Lineage: Eukaryota; Fungi; Ascomycota; Leotiomycetes; Helotiales; Sclerotiniaceae.